AAGCCUCAUAUCGAUAGUAGAACUUGGAGUAUACAGACGGCUGGCCCGUCCGAAUAAUAUUUUGUAGAUUUGUUUAUUGUUUAAAUGUAAAUAUCUUGUACACAAAGGAAAAAUGGCACCGAGUCCUGUUGACGAACUUGCCCUAUUGGACUUGGAAAGGUCCAACAAGGGAGCCUCAAAACAGAGGCGGGACCAGAUUAACUCGGAAAUUGGGAUAAUGAGGGAUCUUCUUCCCCUUCCCGAGAGUUCACGACAGAGGUUGUCCCAACUUCAGGUCAUGUCUUUGAGUUGUGUAUUCAUCAGGAAAUGUAACAUUCUCCAGAAAAUGAUACAAUCACAGGCCUGUCCUAACGAUGCCCCAUGCGAGUUUUCUCAGUCCCUUACUGGGUUUCUUCUCGUGACAACCCGAGAUGGCAAGCUGGUCUACAUCUCAGAAAAUGUUACAGAGUACCUGGGGCACUCAAUGGUUGAUAUGAAGACGCAAGGGGACAGUUUAUUUGACAUCGUGGACAAACGGGACCAUGGCACUGUGCAGGCGCAGUUGAUGCAUGGAGGAGAAGCCGACAAGAAACAGCCAAUCAGCUUCUUCUGUCGGAUGAACAUGUCAAGAACUCUCAAACGUCAAGCUGGCUUCGGUGAUGUCAAGGUGAUGCACGUGCGUGGGCACUUUGUGUCGGUACCAGGGCAGGACUCUGGUAGCGAACAACAGGUCUUCAUUUCCGUGUGCUCGCCUCUGAUCACCCCGGACGUAAAAGAAACGCUUAUUCAGAACAACACCAUGGUAUUCAAAAGCAUCCAUCAUCUCGACAUGAAUUUCCUGGAAAUUUCUCAAAAUGGCGAACAUCACCUUGGUCUCACGACUGAUGCAAUUAAGGGGAAAUCCUGGUACUCCUGUCUGCAUCCAGAGGAUAUUCACGAGGCCAGAGAGAAACACAUCCAAUUGGUGAAAUCAAGACAUGAGAUGGGUUCUAUGAUGACGGUACGCAUGCUCACUGAAGACAAUCAGGUCAUCUGGGUCAACAUCGUGAUGCACGUGCGUCAAGCUUUGCUUUCCAACAGUGACGAGCCCGUGAUUUUCUGCAUCAAUCAAGUUAUCAGUGAACAGGAAGCCUACCAAUUCAAGAUCCAGGGUCAACUUUUCGCUCUCUACGCAACUCGUGCUUCUGACUUCUUCUUUGGAUCUGCAUUUUGCGCACCAGUCUCACAAGCCUUGGAGGCCGGGAUGAUUUCUCAGCAACAGCAAAGUUCUACAAACAACUUUGCUCCGUCGACAUUUUUCGCAGGACAAACAGUUUUCGAUACACCGACUCCCACGUCACAAGGGUUUAGCCCACCCCCGAUGUUUUCCUCACAGACAAACUUGUGCAUGAGAAACAAUGUCCCCGGUCAGGCUAUAGGACGCCAAGGUCAAGGACAUACAAAUACACUGAAAGCAUUGAAAAGAAAGUUACAAGAGAACUUCAGCUCCACAUGUAAGCCUGUCAAAGUCGCGAGAAUGGUUCAAGACAGAUCUUCCGGAAACGGCUUCAUUGUUUCUGGUGGAACACCUCUGCCAUCAUCGUUUGAAAGCAACUCGUAUCGCAAUGCCCUCGGAGCUAGCUUAGCCCCUCAGCAUGCGGUUACUACUGGGCCUGUGCAAAUGAUGUACUGCCUCAACAGCAACAGCAACCCGAUCAACACCAAACAGAAGUCGAUUGUGUCCGACCCCUUGUCACCAUUUGUAGAGUCGAAGAGGCUGAUGCAAAAGAAUGCACCACUGGAACAAGUAGUUCCUGAAUUAUCAAUUCCCGCCUGCUACCCUACACCAGAACCAUCCCCAGUAUCAUCUCCUCAACCGCAGAUGAAACAGGAACCAGUCAUUGGUGGUGUAGACCCGAUCCUUGUCGCAAAGCAUCUAUGUGUCAUCCGACAGAAGCACGAUUCUGCGUCGCAACAAUGCACCAAGAUAUCGAAUCCAGAACCCCAAAAGAAACUGUUACCUAGCUUGGACGUGUCGUUUGUUGACUCUUUCUUUGACGAAAUUGGAACUGUGAACGGUCAGCCAAUGUCUAUCAAAGGGCUUCUCCAACGUGUGAAACAGGAACCCGUAGACAACACCGACUACAACUGCCUUCAAACUCAAGAAAAACAACAGAUUCCUGAAUUUGAACAGUUCGACAUCGAUGAGUUGUUCGAGGCAAGUGGAGUGCAAUUGAACAACACUUGCAACAACUUCAUGGGCAUGAAGAUGGAAAUGGAGGACCAACGGCUUCCAAUAUGUGAAAGCCAACCGAGUCCAACACCUUCAUCUCCUCGCUCGACUACCGAAGACAAGCUUUCCUGUGACGAUAUCAUGUCAAGCGUGGUGCUGACUCCAGAGUCUGACUUCGAUACGGAUCCAUGCGAUGAUCUGGACCCUGACUCUUGGAUGCUGGAGACGUGUAAUAUUGAUAUGUCAACCAAAGGUCUCGACUUGUUUGCCGAACCAAAGCUCCAAACUGACUUUUGUCUGAAACAGGCUGGUCCUUGCUCAGAUGAAACCGGGUUGUAUCAACUCAAACAACUUAUUUCGUCAUGGACGCCAAGUGGUGUCUCUGAAUUAACCGAAGAAUCCCAGUAGGCCGACGUGUAAGUUUCGACUUACGAUUUAUCAACUGUAUGGCAUAUUGCCAUUGGGACGGUUCCUUCGCUCAACCGCUGGACGGAUGGACAGAAGGACGUCUUCAUAUCUCCCGCUGGUCGGGGGAAACUGUUUUUCUACAUUUAGAAAUGUUUAAUCUUAUUAUAUUCAUGACCCGUUUUAUAUAAAAUCCAACGUGCUUUAUCCCCCAAGUUCCGCUGGUCGGACUUUGUUUUGGAUAACAAACAUCGGUUCCGGAGGUACUUCCGGUUCCGUUGUGUACGACGUCUUACUGGCUAAGACUUGUACUUAUCCAUACAUGUAUAUAUAUUUUCGGAUUUUGAAAGAAACUUUGUGACGUUAUAUAUAUAUAGAUAUGUGAUGAAUUAUAGAUUUCUAUAUUUUCAUUGAUGUUGGUUAUAGUAACAAGAGUGUUUAUCUGUUAUGCAACGCCUUCGAAACAUAUGCUAUUGAUAAAGUUUUUUUCCUUAUCUCGUACCAUGUCUUUAGAUAGAGCUAUGGUUUUCAUUUCUUGAAUGUCUUUUGUUUUUCAUUAACACAUCAAACGUAUCUCGCUGGUCGAGAACGUAUUCACCUUAACUAUAUAAGAUAGGAAACUUGUUCUCGGAAUGAAGGAAGAAAAGUAGGCUGAAACUCGUUGAUCGGGAAUCCAUCCUUCAUUAUUUUAAUAUAUUUACACAAUUUCAUUAUUCUUUACUUAUCUUCCAAUACACACCGUCAACAUUUUUUCUCUGAUCAGUACGAUCAAAGCGAGGCUAGUCCUCGAACAUCAUCAUUCAUUAAUUUUCAUAACGAGGCUGGCCCUUGUUCGCACAAAUAGUUUCCAUGAUAAUGAAAUUGUCGUAAAUAUUAUUUGUGUACUUUUUGUCGCUUUUGGGCUUAAAAUGAACGUCAUAGGUAGAGAGUUAUAAGACAAGUUAAAUUUCUUGCAAAUGUCUAUGCAAGGAGGAAUACUAGUAGUAGCAAAAUACCUUAAAUCGCGAAGGCAGCAAUGUCACGUUGCACGCCAUGUGGCUGUUCACGUGACUAUGAGAAUAGAUUAAUUAUCUGAUAUACAGGUGACACGGACUAUCCAGCAGUACAGGUAAAUGUGCUUUAGUCUGAUCCUUAUGUCAGUCCGGUUUUAGCAAGAAGGUGACGUUUAUUUCAUAACCGUUGUUAAAUUUCAUACACUUUGUACCUUGUUAUUAUAUAAAAUGAACUUGUUGUCAUGACGAUCAUUCCUCACCCGCUGGUCGGUAGAUAGGUAUUGUCAUUACAAUGAUUUUGUAUCCAUGGUGACCGUUGAGAGGUUAACCCUGUAUGACUAAGCUUCUCAGUUGUGUUAUUAUAAUAAACGAAAGAAAAAAAAA
Molecule: messenger RNA, 3972 nt
Organism: Pecten maximus
Lineage: Eukaryota; Metazoa; Mollusca; Bivalvia; Pectinida; Pectinidae
Product: neuronal PAS domain-containing protein 4B-like
Exons: 10
Coding region: 113-2599 (828 amino acids)
Biological process (GO): regulation of transcription by RNA polymerase II
Molecular function (GO): RNA polymerase II transcription regulatory region sequence-specific DNA binding; protein dimerization activity; DNA-binding transcription factor activity, RNA polymerase II-specific
Source: RefSeq, a predicted model, not a curated record